UUGAGCGGUUAAAUUAGUUUAAAAUGGAUUACCUCGAUUAUACUUGUUGUUAAUGAAUAACAGCUGUCGAAAUGUUUGGAUAGGUCUGGAAAUCGGGAAUUACUUUUUGCAGGUGUCCCGAGAAUAAAACGUUGGCAGACCGUUACUGAAGGCUUUCUCGGGUCUCAUAAAUUCACUGAAACGCCUUCUGUUCUCCUGCCGGCCACAUCCCUCCGCCGGGGGCAUGAGCGCGGAGGAGCAGUCCCGGCUGCGGUCCCUCUUCCACGCCUACGACUUGGAUAACUCCGGGCAGAUCAAGAGAGGCGAGUUCCUCAACAUCUGUGCGGAGCUGCAUGUGUCCCAGGCGGAGGCUGACCAGAUAUUUAACAGAUUGGACGUGGACAACGACGGAGCCGUCACCCUGCCAGAGUUUAUCAGCGGCUUCCACGACCGCAACGGAGAGGACAUGGAGUCCGACGGAGGAGACGGGUCCGCCGCCUGGGAGAACUUCGAGAGGAGGCUGGGCGAGCAGGCCAAGUUCAUCCCCAGGAAUGAACAAGCCGCUACGUUGUACGAGAACAUCAGCCUGAAUGAGCCCAGACUCAUAAACCCGUUUGAGAAAGUCAUCAUAAACUUUACCAAAGAGAUCAGACAGCAGAACUCAGAGAUGGAGAGCCUGGCACUUGCCAUCAAACGAGCGCAGGACCAAGCCUCAAUGCAGCUCAGUGAAAUGGAGGAUGAGAUGGACCAACGCAUUCAUGCUGCUGAGAGAAAAACGCAAGAGCAGGAGAAAAAACGAACAGAGGCUGCACUGAGUGAGCUGCGCAGAAGUUAUGAAACUGAAGUGUGUGAGCUGCAGUGUAAGAUCCAGAGGAUGCAGAUGAUCGAGGAGAAAUACAAGAACAUCACGGUGAAGGACGAGAGUCCAGCGCUGAAGAAGAAGAUCAAUGAGCUGACCCUGGAGAACCAGUGUUUAAAACAAGAGUUGUUGAAGUCUCAGACCAAAGUGGCCUGUCUGCGCAGUGAAAUGGACUCUCUGAAGACGGAGCUCACAGACCAAAGCAUCAGCUCUGAACACGAUGAGGAGCUCAUGAAACACUUCGCUGACGAGCGGGACAUCCUGGAGAGCCAGAUUGAGAUUCUGCAGUCAGCCAACAGGAAGCUGCAUGAUAACAACGAUGGCCUGAGAUCCACCCUGGAGAGGAGCAACCGGUCUGGUAACGCUGGAUCACCAGGAGAAAUGAAGGACAGAGCAAGAAGUAAAAGCAUCUGCUUCACAUCACCCUAUGCACUAAUGGAUCGGUUCAGCCAGCGUAUGGAGGAUUUCCCUCCUGUGUACAGCCGCCGGCCCAGCUGUGACACUCUGGCAUUGGCUAUGUGUGACCCGGGCCUGAGGCGCAGAGACAGCAGUGAGUGUGAGGAAGACAGCCUGCCUGAAGUCUACACGGACAGCGGCCUGUCCACACUCAGAGGAUCACACGGAGGCUACGACUCAGAGCAGGAGGUCAAAAGUCUAGAAGAAGAGGACAGGAGGGAGGAGAAGACAGGGAAGAAGGACAACCAUGACAGCAUGAAUGAACACAACUCUGACACUGAUCCAGCAGAUACUCUGGACGGUGAAUCUGCUUUCGGGUCAGACAGCAGCUCAGUUUUGGACUGGAACCUUGAAUCCAUUAGUGUGGUCAAACCCCCGACCACCAGGAAAGCCCUCAGUGCCAUCAGUGUUCAGAAGGAGGACGAGGACAGCGCUGACCUGGGCUACAUGACGUCAGAGAAGGCCUACAGGAUCGUGUUGGCAGGAGACGCAGCUGUGGGGAAGUCCAGCUUCCUGCUUCGUCUCUGCAAGAACGAAUACAAACUGAACUCCAGCGCUACACUGGGAGUGGAUUUCCAAAUGAAGACACUAAUCGUUGAUGGAGAGCCCGUCUUACUACAACUAUGGGACACUGCGGGACAAGAGAGGUUUCGCAGCAUUGCAAAGUCAUAUUUCCGCCGGGCAGACGGUGUGUUGCUGCUGUACGACGUCACCUGUGAGAAGAGCUUUCUCAAUGUUCGAGAGUGGGUGGACAUGAUCGAGCAGGAUGUGUCCCAGGAAGAUAUUCCCAUCAUGCUUGUGGGUAAUAAAUGUGAUCUUAGACAAGAUGGCAAUAACUGUGUCCCUACAAGCUAUGGAGAGAAACUGGCCAUGACCUACAACACUCUGUUCUGUGAAACUAGUGCCAAAGACGGCUCUAACAUCCUGGAGGCCGUGCUGCACCUCGCCAGGCAGGUAACAAAACAGGCUGCUUUUGAUGACAAAGAUCAGUAUCAGUCGCUGCCCAAGUUAGAUGCUCCCAGGAAGAAACCCAACUUCUCCUGCUGCACCUGAUCACAUCCAUCUGGACCUCAUCACAGGUGGAAAAAGGACUACAAAUGCAGAAACUUGCCAAAACAGUGUGUGAAUAACUAAAACAACUAACAUGUGUAUAAAGUGAGCAAACAAACAUGGGAUAACUGCAGAAUACCCGCAACUUCUCACAGUUCAGAUUUAACUUGUAACAUGUAUUGAGCUGUUAUUUCAGCUUUGUGUCUAACGGCCCGUCCACACUACAGCUUCAAAAAAAGCUUGGAGCUGGGCAUAUCUGAAGCUCGACCAACAACCAAUCACAUGAAUCUCCCGCCCCUGACACACAAGCAGCGGUUUGAUUGGCUA
Molecule: messenger RNA, 2671 nt
Organism: Gymnodraco acuticeps
Lineage: Eukaryota; Metazoa; Chordata; Actinopteri; Perciformes; Bathydraconidae
Product: ras and EF-hand domain-containing protein-like
Exons: 17
Coding region: 224-2347 (707 amino acids)
Molecular function (GO): GTPase activity; GTP binding; calcium ion binding
Source: RefSeq, a predicted model, not a curated record